AUGGCUUUUUCCGGAGAUUCUUCGUCUUCAUCAAUUCCUAGAUGGGAUGUAUUCUUGAGUUUUAGAGGUAAGGAUACUCGUAAAAAUUUUACUGCCCAUCUGUACGCAGCUUUGCGUCGAGAGGGAAUCCACACCUUCAUGGACGACAAGCUUAGAACUGGAGAGGAAAUUUCACCAGCACUCGUCAAAGCAAUUGAAGAGUCUGAGAUUUCAAUUAUUGUACUCUCUAAAAACUAUACAUCAUCCCGAUGGUGCCUGGACGAGUUAAUGAAGAUUCUCGAGUGUAGAAAAACAAGGAGGCAAAAGGUUUUACCGUUGUUCUACGACGUAGAUCCGUCGUGUUAG
Corylus avellana is the source of this 345-nucleotide messenger RNA. The record is from RefSeq and is a predicted model, not a curated record. NCBI's taxonomy places the organism in Eukaryota, Viridiplantae, Streptophyta, Magnoliopsida, Fagales, Betulaceae.